AUGUACGAUGCCAAUGGAAAUUGUUAUAGCAUUAUUACAAGUUUGUUGAACAAGCUAAUGGGCUCUGUACGGUAUGCAAUUUGGAAAGGAGAUUUGAACAAACGAGCUGACAAAGGACAAACGAUAGUAUACAACAAUGGACUCUUCCGAAGGUCUACUUCCUACUUCCUAACACUGUCACCUUCAGCAGGGCCUAUGCACUUUCUUCAUGUACCUUGGAGAAGAAAAACAUAG
Messenger RNA from Nezara viridula (southern green stink bug), 234 nucleotides. NCBI's taxonomy places the organism in Eukaryota, Metazoa, Arthropoda, Insecta, Hemiptera, Pentatomidae. The record is from the annotation of a GenBank genome assembly.